Messenger RNA from Dioszegia hungarica, 2013 nucleotides. Its product is annotated as putative urea transporter. Lineage: Eukaryota; Fungi; Basidiomycota; Tremellomycetes; Tremellales; Bulleribasidiaceae. Gene Ontology annotation, cellular component: plasma membrane. The record is from RefSeq and is a predicted model, not a curated record. The transcript is spliced from 12 exons. Gene Ontology annotation, biological process: urea transmembrane transport. Bases 1 to 2013 code for a protein of 670 amino acids. Gene Ontology annotation, molecular function: urea transmembrane transporter activity.
AUGUCUUCCACUCCGGUCCUCCCCCAAGCCGCCGGCUACGGUGUAGUCGUCGGAAUGGGUCUUGUCUUCUCGCUGUUCAUGAUUGGCGUGACCAAGGUUCAGAGCCGAUACACCUCGCACAAAUUGACAGCCGAGGAGUUCACUUCUGCAUCUCGAAGCGUCCCUCCUGGACUGGUCGCUUCGGGUAUCGUUUCCGCCUGGACAUGGGCUGCAACCCUCCUGCAAUCUUCCGCCACCGCGUACAAAUUCGGUAUCAGUGGACCGUGGUGGUAUGCAUCAGGCGCGACUGUACAGAUCCUGCUCUUCGCCAUGAUCGCUAGCAAGCUCAAGCAACACGCCCCUUACUGCCACACCUACCUCGAAAUCAUUCGCGCACGAUGGGGCAAAGUCGCUCACCUGACCUUCCUCUUCUUCGGAAUGGCCACCAACAUCAUCGUAUCCACCAUGCUCAUCCUGGGCGGUUCCGCGACCGUCACCGACCUCUCCGGUAUGAACACCGUCGCUGCUUGCUUCCUCAUUCCCCUCGGCGUCUCUAUCUACGUCCUCGCCGGUGGAAUGCGCGCCACUCUCAUUGCGGAUUACUCGCACACCCUUGUACUCUACUGCAUCCUCAUCGCCUUUGCGCUCACCGUAUAUGCCACCUCGCCCAUCCUCGGCUCGCCCGCACGCGUCUGGGACCUGCUCUACCAGGCCAGCGUCAGUUCGCCGGUCGUUGGCAAUGCUGAGGGAAGCUACUUGACUAUGAGGAGCAAGUCGGGGCUGAUCUUUGGUGUUCUCAACAUUGUCGGCAACUUUGGUACCGUUUUCAACGACCAGGCCUACUGGCAGCGCGCUAUCGCCUCUUCUCCCUCCACCUCUGUCAAGGCCUUCCUGCUUGGAGGUAUCGCAUGGUUCGGUAUCCCCAUGGGCAUCGCCACAUCCAUGGGUCUGGCCGCUGUCGCCCUUGCCCACGGCGACAACCCCGUCAUCUCACUCACCAAGAGCGAGGUCUCUGCCGGUCUCCCCGCUGUCAAGGCUGCUGCCGCGCUCAUGGGCCAAUCCGGUGCUAUUGCCAUGCUCAUCCUCCUUUUCCUCGCCGUCACAUCCGCUUGCUCGGCUGAGCAGAUCGCCGUCUCCUCGCUGCUCACCUACGACGUUUACGGCGCAUACAUCAACCCCAACCCGACCGAGAAGCAGAUUCUCUGGGCCACUCGGAUCAACAUUCUCGGCUACUCUAUCUUCAUGGGCGCCAUUGCCACCGCCUUCAACUAUAUCGGUGUCUCGAUGGGCUACCUCUACGAGCUAAUGGGCACGAUCAUUGGCUGCGCCGUCGUCCCCAUCGCCCUUUGCAUCACCUGGCGCAAGUGCAACGGCACCGGAGCGGUCGCCGGCGCUAUCGUCGGAUUCAUCGCCGCCAUCGCUGGCUGGAUCGGGAUCACCGCCAGCCUCAACGGCGGGGUCGUCACCGUCGACACCACCUUUGGCGACUACGAGAUGCUUACCGGCAACCUUCUCUCCAUCGGUGUCGGAGGCAUCAUCACCGUCGGCUGGUCCCUCAUCAGCCCUGCCGACUUUGACUGGGAGAUCACCCGCCGUAUCAACGCGCCCGUCCACGCUCCUUCCCACUCUACUGUCGAGACCUCGCUCGAGUCCCCCAGCCUCGAGACUCCGGGUGUCGAGAAGGACAAGUACUCGUCCAAGGAGACUACGGUCCCGACUCUCUCGAGCCCGCCCAACGAGAUGGAGAGCCAGGACGCGGACGAGGAGGAGCGCGUCAAUUUGCAAAAGGCCUUCCGCUUUGCCGCGUGGGCAGCUAUUGGCUUGACAUUCGUCUUGCUGAUCCUCAUCCCUCUGCCCUUGUUCUUCUCUUCUCAUGUCUAUCCCAAGGGAGGCUUCACAGCUUGGGUAUCGGUAUCGCUCAUCUGGCUCUUCGUGGGCUUGGCUAUGGUCGGUGUCUACCCCGCGUAUGAGGCAAGGCACGGCUUGCUGCAGGUAUUCAGGGGGAUCAAGGCGGACAUCACAAAGAGCAAGUAG